AUGCAAAAAUUGCUUCAAAGGGGUCAUAACAAGGCAUCCUGUAAGAAUCCCAAGGUCACACCAGAACCCAAACCCAAGAAAAAAAUGGGUAGACCAAGAUUGGAUCUUGAUAUCAGUCAUUGGACUAGAGGUGGUGUCAGAGGUAGUAGAGGUGGUGUAAGGGGUAGUAGAGGUGGUAGAGGGGGUAACAGAGGUGGUGCAGUGGGUAACACAGGUGAUGUAGUGGCUAACAGAGGUGGUAGGGGUAGUAAGAGAGGUGGUAGGGGUAGUAAAAGAGGUGGUAGGGGCAGUAAGACAUCUGUUGGAAUUGAAGGUGGUGGAGUGGCUGAAGUUGAAGGUGGUGGAGUGGCUGAAGUUGAGGAUGACACUAUUCCUGAAAAAUAUUUAGUCCAUUUAUGGAAGGCAAUGCAAGAUUUGAAACUAUCAGGGUAUUCAACUGAAGAAAUUAAAAAGUCACUUAGUCUGACAGAUUCACAUAUGAAACAACUCAAUGAUUACAAUGACACUAUUGAACAAGUUCUUCCUAUGUCUAUGGAAGAGGAGUAUCCACCUCAGACUGAGACACAAGAUGGGGCUGAAGAAAUUAUCCCUGAGACACAACCAGAAAGUGAGGAAGAAGAAGAAGGCAUUAAUGACACCCAUGAAUUACCAGUACACCUUAGGAUUGUGAAAAAAAGAAGGCCCUCUGAGAGGAUUGUUAAAACCAAGCUGAAGAAGAUGGGAUGUGUUGGGACUUCUUCAAAUUCAGCAUUGGAGUUGGAUUAGACUGUUAGGGUGUUAAGGGUAGUAAGGGUAUUUUGGUACAUAUUUUGUGAAUGCUACUUUUGUGCCUCUUUUUUGAAUGCUACUUUUGUAUAUCUUUUGUGAAUGCCCUUAAAUUACUGAUAACCAUAUUUUGUACAUCUUUUGUAAACACAUUGAAACAUAGUGAAUGCCCUUAACAUGGUUGGUAAUGACAUAUUGGAG
Molecule: messenger RNA, 966 nt
Organism: Lactuca saligna
Lineage: Eukaryota; Viridiplantae; Streptophyta; Magnoliopsida; Asterales; Asteraceae
Source: the annotation of a GenBank genome assembly